Molecule: messenger RNA, 1584 nt
Organism: Bacidia gigantensis
Lineage: Eukaryota; Fungi; Ascomycota; Lecanoromycetes; Lecanorales; Ramalinaceae
Exons: 6
Coding region: 1-1584 (527 amino acids)
Biological process (GO): glycolytic process
Cellular component (GO): cytoplasm
Molecular function (GO): pyruvate kinase activity; magnesium ion binding; potassium ion binding
Source: RefSeq, a predicted model, not a curated record
AUGGCGGACUCACUGACCCAUAUGUCGACCGGGCAGACUUCGAUCGAAUGGCUUUCGAGCCUUAACACUGAGUACCAACCCAAGACCAAUUAUCGCCGCACCUCGAUCAUAUGCACAAUUGGUCCCAAAACCAACUCGGCGGAGAAGAUAAAUAUGCUCCGCAAAGUCGGUCUCAAUGUUGUUCGUAUGAACUUUUCGCACGGAUCCUACGAGUACCACCAAUCUGUCAUUGACAAUGCACGGGAGGCUGAACGACAAUACCCUGGUCGAUCCCUCGCUAUUGCGCUGGACACUAAGGGUCCUGAGAUACGUACGGGCAACACCACGGGCGAUGCGGACUUACCGAUAUCGAUGGGUACUGAGAUGAACAUUACAACUGAUGAGAAAUAUGCCACUGCCAGCGACGAAAAAAACAUGUACGUGGACUAUAAGAACAUUACGAAGGUCAUUGAGAAAGGGCGCACCAUUUUUGUCGACGACGGUAUCCUGUCGUUCGAGGUACUGGACGUGGUUGAUGACAAGACUCUGCGUGUACGCUGUAUGAACAAUGGCAAGAUCUCUUCAAGAAAGGGUGUGAAUCUUCCGAAGACGGACGUCGAUCUUCCGGCACUCUCAGAGAAGGAUCAAAGUGACUUGCGGUUCGGGGUGAAGAAUAACGUCGAUAUGGUCUUCGCUUCAUUCAUUCGCCGUGGGAGCGACAUCACAGCGAUUCGCAAAGUCCUCGGAGAAGAUGGGAAGAACAUCCAAAUUAUUGCAAAGAUUGAGAACCAGCAAGGGGUCAACAAUUUUGAUGAAAUAUUGAAAGAGACAGACGGUGUCAUGGUAGCUCGAGGCGAUUUAGGCAUCGAAAUCCCACCAGCGCAGGUAUUUGUGGCGCAGAAGAUGAUGAUUGCGAAAUGUAAUCGUGCCGGAAAGCCCGCCAUUUGCGCAACGCAAAUGUUAGAAUCUAUGACCAACAACCCUCGACCCACACGUGCAGAGGUGAGCGAUGUCGGAAAUGCGGUGCUUGACGGCGCCGACUGCGUUAUGCUGUCAGGCGAAACGGCAAAGGGUAGCUAUCCUAAAGAGUCGGUCACCAUCAUGCACGAAACUUGCUCUCUUGCUGAAACGGCAAUUCCAUAUGUGAGCCUGUUCAAUGACAUGCGAGCUGCGACUGGCAAACCUGUGAGCAUGCUGGAGUCCGUGGCGAUGUCGGCGGUCAGCGCCAGCCUCGAAAUCAACGCAGGUGCUAUCUUAGUUCUCACGACAAGUGGCCAAUCAGCUCGCUUGAUUUCAAAGUAUCGACCAGUCUGUCCAAUAAUCAUGGUCACCCGCAAUGCCACGGCUUCAAGAUACUCUCAUCUGUACCGCGGGGUCUAUCCAUUCCUUUAUCCCCAAAAGAAACCAGAUUUCAACGAGGCUGAUUGGCAGCAAGAUGUAGAUGGUCGUCUCAAGUGGGGUAUCGGCCACGCGAUCGAGCUGGGCGUUUUACAGAAGGAGGACCAGGUUGUUUGCGUCCAAGGCUGGCGGGGUGGUAAAGGACAUACGAACACUGUUCGUAUCGUUCCUGCUCGAGAGGACUUGGGACUUCUUUCAGAUGAUUAA